This is a messenger RNA of Trichosurus vulpecula (common brushtail), 2185 nucleotides long. It is a transcript of the gene TMEM229A, whose product is annotated as transmembrane protein 229A. The transcript has a single exon. The coding region runs from base 96 to 1466 and encodes 456 amino acids. Lineage: Eukaryota; Metazoa; Chordata; Mammalia; Diprotodontia; Phalangeridae. The record is from RefSeq and is a predicted model, not a curated record.
GGGGGUUGGAAAGAGGGGCAGAAGGAAGGAGGAGUGCGCCUAGGCAGCAGGCAGCGCGAAGCCCCGCCGGGAGGAGCCAACUGCAAACCGCGGAGAUGCAACCGCUCCCGCCGCAUCAGCGGCGCGGAGGAGGAGGAGAAGCAAGAGGAGGCACGGCAGAUCAAGGAGGAGAUGGAGGCUUCUACCUUAACCCCUGCAGGCAGCGGCCAGGACCCGGCCGGGAGCUCCCCGCCUCGGCCCAACGUCUCCAUUCACCCGAUGGAGAGAGAGGCUCCGGGCCAGGCAAUGCUUCAGAACUGAUGACCCGCGGCGACAGAGAUGCAGUCGGCGCUCCCCAGUGGCUCGGGGCGCCCCCGGCACCGGCCUGGAGCCCCGCUGGAGUCUCCGGCAGCAAGACCAUUGCUGCCGGGAAAGCGGGGACCGGGCCCCCGGCUACUGCAGCUUGCCCGGGGGCGCUGUCCACUGCUGAAGCCCCAGUGGCUCCUGGGGCCGAAGACUCGACACUCCCAGCCUGGAUGCGCCUCUACUUCUACGGGAUGCACGGCAUCACCUUGGACGUGCUCAUUUCCUCGGCUCGGGGUUUCCUCCACAGCCCCGACCUGAAGAUGCUGGGCUUCUCCACUCCCUAUCACUGUCUGCUUCACUCGCUCACCCAGUUCGCCCUGGAGAAGGUCUACCUGCAGAGGCGCCGCUGUCCCAGCACCUUCGCCUUUAAUUUCCUCUUGUACCCCUCGGCCCACUUGGGGCUGCAGACCUUGGUGGGCAAGGCGCUGCUGCUGAUAAGCCACGGGGGGCGGCAGUUGGGUGAAGCGGCGCCGGGAGCGCUGGAUCUAGCUCUCCAGUAUGUGCUGGCAGUCUAUUACUCCCAAGUGUUUCUCAAGAGGUUCCUGCGCUUGCGAUACCGCCGCCCGCAGCCGCAGCCACAGUGGCGCGGCCCCCCUCCUCUGUCCGACUCUCGGACAGCCGCGGCGCCCACCACCGGGCGGCCGCGGCCCCGGAGCGUCGGGGUGGUCGGAGGAGCUCCUAGCCAAGGGCUCCCUGACCUUCUCCGCUUUCUCUUCUUUGGGAUGCACGGUUUCCUAGAUGAGAUCUUUUUCACUUUCUUCUUUAACCUUCUGGAGCAGGAGGACGGGGCCAUCAACGGCCACACUUCCCUCUGGUCUUUUUUUAUGUAUGGCAGCUGCAGCUUCGUGGUGGAAAAGCUAUACUUCUACCUGCACUACAGCCGAGGCUGGGGGACCUGUAAGAGGAUUCCCAUCUACGUUCUCUUCAUCUACACGUGGGAAUUGUCUUGGGGACUGGGACUCCGCAUGUGUGGGGGCUGCUCGUGGGACUACUCUCACUACCCAUUGAAUUUCAUGGGACUCAUCACCCUGAUGUAUUUGCCGGGUUGGAUAUUUCUUAGCUUCUACCAGGACCUGCUGUCCAAUGUGCUGUGGCGUGUACAAUACAUACCAACUAAAUGAAACAGGAAAUAACAAGUGGAAGUCCCAGGACAUUUUUUAAAGGAAGUUUAAAGGGGGAAGAGUGUUUUUUAAUCUUUUACUUUUUAUACAUUUUACUAAAGUCUCUUUAAACAUGUUUUAUUUACAAUUUUGAUUUUCUGGGUGUUUUGAACCUACGGGUAAUAUAGUACCUUGAAAUAUGGCACUUUGGAGAUGAAUUCUAACUAGAAGUAUUUAAUUCUUCUUUUAAAACUUUUACUACACACACACACACACACACACACACACACACACACACAAAACCUUCCUACCUUAAAGACUGAAAGCUGUGGUUUGCACUUGUGUGUAUAUCAGUGACAGCUACUAACCUUUCCUAAGUGGGAAGUGCUUCAAUGAAAGACCAAUAACUUUCAAAAGAUUUAGUGAAGUUUUCUAAUUUUCCUUUACAUAUUAAUCCAGGCUGCUACUUUCCAUGUUACCAAUGCCUGCUGAAAUUCACUGACCUGUACACCUGAAAUUGCAGCUUGUAACUCUCAAAGUGCCUCUGUCUAGCAUUUAAGUGGAAGGAAACUGAUAAAUGUGGGAAUACAUCCUAAGAAUAGCAUCUAAAUGAGAGGUCUUUCCCAGCAGCUCAGACAGUUGACACUGUGUUAAGACAUUUGAUCUCCAUCUUGGAAAUGACUGCUUUCCAGUGUUGGUUAGCCUUAAACACCAAGUGUAUUAAAGUUGAUAAAAUCUUA